Messenger RNA from Leptosia nina, 402 nucleotides. NCBI's taxonomy places the organism in Eukaryota, Metazoa, Arthropoda, Insecta, Lepidoptera, Pieridae. The record is from the annotation of a GenBank genome assembly.
AUGUCUACAGCUGCGAACGCCGAGAAGCCAUUGCAGCUGCCGCCAGGGAGACUCAUCAUAGAGUACCUGCAAGAGUGUGCACUUGCAAAUAACAGUAAUGGGGCGACAUUAUCGGACAUAGUGCAACACCUUAGCGAAGAGCAUGGCGAGAGACCGACCGAAGACUUGAACAUGGCUGUACAGUCGGUACUGGACAAUGGAGCUGCUCUGGGUUUUUUGGAGAGGAAAGGUUCACAUUUCAUCACGUAUCUAGCGCGUGGUAUGCGCUGCGGUAGACGUCGAAGGAGAUCCCGUUGUCGACGCAGAAGACGUAGGAGCCGAUGCCGACGACGACGUCGAAGUCGAUGCCGGCGCAAGCGUAAGUGCAGCAGACGCAGGCGGCGCAAGCGCUGUGGUUGCUGA